CGUGUUCCCAGAAACGGACAAGAGGAGGAGGAUGGACUCCCACUUCCUCCCCGAAUGCCUUUAAAGCAACCCAGCUGCGUGACUUGCUAAGUUGAAGCUCCAGCAUGCCGUCCGACAAGACGCUUGUGGCCUGGGGGGUCAUUUUUGGAGGGCUCCUCUCACUCGGGGAGGGCAUCAUCGGGGGCAGGGAGGCGGCGGCCCACUCUCGGCCCUACAUGGCGUCCAUCCAGGUGGCCGAGGGAGACGGGAUGAAGCACGAGUGCGGAGGCUUUGUGGUCGCCGACCGGUGGGUGAUGACGGCCGUACACUGUCUGCCCACGGGCGCAAAUGGCAGGAAGGUUGUUCUGGGCGUUCAUUCACUGAGUCAAGCCGAGGAUACCAAGCAGAUAUUUGACAUCAUGGAGCUCCACAAUCACCCUCAAUUUAAUCCCGACAACUACGACAACGACAUCGCUCUCCUUAAACUGGAUCGCCCGUUCAACGCCUCCGAGGCGGUCAAGGCGGUGGCCUUCCUGCGAGCCGGCGGCGUCAACCCCGACACGGACUCAGAGGUGGAGACGGCCGGUUGGGGUUCCGUGGACAACCUGGGCUCCAGACCCGACACGCUGAAGGAGGCGGUCAUCCGGGUGGUGAGCUCGAACCGAUGCGGACGAAGCGACUACUUUGGCAGGAAGUUCACCGCCAACAUGAUCUGCGCCCACAAGCUGUGCCCGGACCCUUGUGACCAGCCGCACAAGAUGGAGGACUCCUGUGAUGGCGACUCCGGUGGUCCCCUUCUCUACAAAGGCGUGGUGGUGGGCAUCACGUCCAAUGGAGGGAAAAAGUGCGGCCAGAUCAAGAAACCAGGCAUCUACACCAUCAUCUCGCACUACAGCCAGUGGAUCGACGGCGUCAUGGGCAUUCAACCCGACGCUUGAGGAUACUGAUGCGAAAUGUGACGACGCAAUGCUAAAACUUACAUAAUCAGCAACAGAAGCCGAGAAAAAAAAAAGCACAGCAA
This is a messenger RNA of Hippocampus zosterae (dwarf seahorse), 1000 nucleotides long. RefSeq names its product complement factor D (adipsin) (gene cfd). The transcript is spliced from 5 exons. Gene Ontology annotation, biological process: proteolysis. The record is from RefSeq and is a predicted model, not a curated record. NCBI's taxonomy places the organism in Eukaryota, Metazoa, Chordata, Actinopteri, Syngnathiformes, Syngnathidae. Gene Ontology annotation, molecular function: serine-type endopeptidase activity. Bases 105 to 917 code for a protein of 270 amino acids.